This is a messenger RNA of Alligator mississippiensis (American alligator), 1975 nucleotides long. RefSeq names its product potassium inwardly rectifying channel subfamily J member 6 (gene KCNJ6). Gene Ontology annotation, biological process: potassium ion import across plasma membrane; regulation of monoatomic ion transmembrane transport. The record is from RefSeq and is a predicted model, not a curated record. The transcript has 2 exons. NCBI's taxonomy places the organism in Eukaryota, Metazoa, Chordata, Crocodylia, Alligatoridae. Gene Ontology annotation, cellular component: plasma membrane. Gene Ontology annotation, molecular function: G-protein activated inward rectifier potassium channel activity. Bases 16 to 1239 code for a protein of 407 amino acids.
CUGGAAGAAGACUCAAUGGACCAGGACAUAGAGAGCCCUGUCACUAUUCACCAGCCAAAGUUGCCCAAACAAGCUAGAGAGGAUCUGCCAAAAAAUAUAAACAAAGAAUGUACCAAGAGAAAAAUCCAGCGGUAUGUCAGGAAAGAUGGGAAAUGUAACGUCCACCAUGGAAAUGUGAGAGAGACUUACCGUUAUCUGACUGAUAUCUUCACUACCUUAGUCGAUCUCAAAUGGAGGUUCAACCUGUUUAUUUUCGUCAUGGUUUAUACUGUGACAUGGCUUUUCUUUGGAAUGAUCUGGUGGCUAAUUGCUUACAUCCGAGGAGAUAUGGAACAUAUAGGGGACACUUCAUGGACCCCAUGUGUCAGUAACCUCAACGGGUUUGUCUCAGCUUUUUUAUUCUCAAUUGAGACAGAAACCACCAUUGGCUAUGGCUAUCGGGUCAUCACAGACCAAUGUCCUGAGGGAAUUAUUCUGCUACUAGUUCAGUCUGUUUUAGGUUCUAUUGUCAAUGCUUUUAUGGUUGGUUGCAUGUUUGUAAAAAUAUCUCAACCCAAGAAGAGAGCAGAAACCUUGGUUUUUUCUACCAACGCUGUCAUUUCCAUGCGGGAUGGGAAACUAUGUCUGAUGUUCCGCGUAGGAGACCUUAGGAAUUCACACAUUGUGGAGGCAUCAAUACGGGCAAAACUGAUCAAAUCUAAACAGACCAAGGAGGGGGAAUUUAUACCACUCAACCAGACAGAUAUCAACGUAGGUUAUUACACUGGGGAUGAUCGUCUCUUUUUGGUCUCACCGCUGAUCAUCAGUCAUGAAAUUAACCAGCAGAGUCCUUUCUGGGAGAUUUCCAAAGCCCAGCUGCCCAAAGAGGAACUAGAAAUUGUUGUAAUCCUAGAAGGAAUGGUGGAGGCAACAGGGAUGACAUGCCAGGCUCGAAGUUCUUAUGUUGCCAGUGAAAUCCUCUGGGGUUAUCGUUUUACACCUGUCCUCACACUGGAGGAUGGAUUUUAUGAAGUUGACUACAACAGCUUUCAUGAAACGUAUGAGACCAAUACACCAGUUUACAGUGCCAAAGAACUAGCAGAGAUGGCCAACCGAGCAGAACUGCCCCUGACUUGGUCUGUGUCCAGCCAACUAGACCAGCAUGCAGAACUCGAAACUGAAGAGGAGGAAAAGAACCAAGAAGACCAAACUGAAAGAAAUGGUGAUGUGGCAAACUUAGAGAAUGAAUCCAAAGUUUAAAACUACUGGAGGAAUGGCACCAUGCAAUCCCUUUUUCUCCUCCCUCCCUCCCACCUCGUUUUCUUUUUUAAUUACAGGAAAAGACAUAUUUAAAGAUGUGAAAUAUCUACCUGCCUAAUGUCAAAUCCAGAGAUACAUAAACUAAGCAAAGACAUGGGUUAAAGCUGCAAUAUCCCUUACUGAUGAUGGACUCUGAUUAUCACCCUUCCAACAAUGGGAGAUUGCCUUUAGACAAGUAUGAGUUCAUAAUCACAGGUUUAUUUUAAAUGCCAAAAAAAAAGGGAAAAAAUUAACAACAGGGCUAAUAAAAGGAAAGUGUUCAUUAGUGCUCAUUAAUGCUGUAGGUCUUGGCUCCAGCUUUUAUAUAUUUCAAGACAGUUUCAUAAAUUAGAUGAGAUGCCACCAGAAAAUGGGCAUUGCAGCUUUAAGACCAAGGGGAGCAGAAAUAUCUGCAAUUCCACAAGAUUCUGUAUAUAUGCCUUAUGUAAUUACUUUCUUUUUAAAUUUAGUAAUAAAUCCAGCAUGUACAGAAGUACUGUAGUAAAGAACUUCUAAAUAAUGUAAAUAGAUGUGUAAUUAAUGUAGGUUUAGAUACAUAAUUCUAGAAAUGUUGGGACGCAAAAAAAACAAACAAACCCUCUAAAUAGGCAUUUCUGUUAUAAUAUUUUUUAAAUCACCUAUAUCUUUGGCCCUUUUAAUGCAUGAUAUUUUCUUCAGUGUACCAGACCGGCAAUGA